CCUCCCUCCCUUCGGCCGGGCUCCGUGGCGGUAGCGGCGGCGGCGGCGGCGGCUCCAUUCCCCCUCCUCCCCCGGGAGCGGUGGUGGCGGCCGGGCUGGGGCCCAGCGCGGGCCGGGAGGGGGCACGACUGUGCCCACGGAGGCCAGCGCGGGAGGCCGUGCUCCACUCCCCGGGCCGCGCCGACCUGCUUGACCGCCGGCCUGUCCGCGCCCAGGGUCCCCCGAACGUUGGGGCCGGGCGGGCGGCUGAGGUGCCAUGAGGAAGCCUCAACAGAAGUCACGGCAGAAUGCCGAGGGCCGGCGUUCCCCAUCCCCCUACAGUCUCAAGUGCUCACCUACCCGGGAGACCCUGACAUAUGCCCAGGCCCAACGGAUUGUUGAGGUGGACAUUGAUGGACGCCUGCAUCGUAUCAGCAUCUAUGACCCGCUCAAGAUCAUCACAGAGGAUGAGCUGACUGCCCAGGAUAUCACUGAAUGUAAUAGUAACAAGGAAAAUAGUGAGCAGCCUCAGUUCCCUGGCAAAUCCAAAAAACCCUCAUCCAAGGGCAAGAAGAAGGAUUCCUGUUCCAAGCAUGCACCCGGCACUUCCUUCCACCUCCCACAGCCCAGCUUCCGCUUGGUGGACUCAGGCAGUCAGCCAGAAGCACCCCCAUUGCCUGCUGCCUACUACCGUUACAUUGAGAAACCACCUGAAGACCUGGAUGCAGAGGUAGAGUAUGACAUGGAUGAGGAGGACUUUGCCUGGUUGGACAUGGUGAAUGAGAAGCGGCGAGUAGAUGGGCACAGUUUGGUGUCAGCAGAUACUUUUGAGCUGCUGGUAGACCGGCUUGAGAAGGAGUCAUACUUGGAGAGUCGUAGCAGUGGGGCCCAACAGUCACUCAUUGAUGAAGAUGCCUUCUGUUGUGUGUGCCUGGAUGACGAAUGCCACAAUAGCAAUGUCAUUCUUUUCUGUGACAUCUGCAACCUAGCUGUACACCAGGAGUGCUAUGGCGUCCCCUACAUCCCUGAGGGUCAGUGGCUAUGCCGCUGCUGCUUGCAGUCUCCCUCCCGGCCUGUGGAUUGUGUCCUCUGCCCCAAUAAAGGUGGCGCCUUCAAACAGACCAGCGAUGGGCACUGGGCCCACGUGGUGUGUGCCAUCUGGAUCCCUGAAGUCUGUUUCGCCAACACCGUGUUCCUGGAGCCCAUUGAGGGCAUUGACAACAUCCCACCUGCCCGCUGGAAACUGACCUGCUAUAUCUGCAAGCAGAAGGGGCUGGGUGCAGCCAUCCAGUGCCAUAAGAUGAACUGCUACACAGCCUUCCAUGUGACAUGUGCACAGCGGGCUGGGCUUUUCAUGAAGAUUGAGCCCAUGCGUGAGACUAGCCUCAAUGGCACCAUCUUCACAGUGCGCAAGACUGCCUACUGUGAGGCCCACUCACCGCCAGGUGCUGCCACUGCUAGAAGGAAGGGUGACUCCCCUGAAAGCCUCAGUGAGGCUGGGGAUGAGGAAGGGCUGAAGGAAGGCUGUGGGGUGGAAGAAGAGAAGGAAGAGGUGGAAGAAGAGGAGGAAGAUGAAGGCCAGGGGGGAAUAGGUGGCCCUGUUAAGGGAGUGCCUAAGAAGAACAAGAUGACUUUGAAGCAAAAGAUCAAGAAAGAGCCAGAAGAAGUGGGACGAGACACACCCUCCACUGUCCCAUUGGUCACCGUCCCACAGAUACCCUCUUAUAGGUUGAACAAGAUCUGUAGUGGUCUCUCCUUUCAGAGGAAAACCCAGUUUAUGCAGCGGCUUCACAACUAUUGGCUGUUGAAGCGGCAGGCACGGAAUGGUGUCCCCCUCAUCCGGCGCUUGCACUCCCACCUGCAGUCCCAAAGAAACGCUGAACAGCGAGAGCAGGAUGAGAAAACGAGUGCAGUGAAGGAAGAGCUGAAAUACUGGCAGAAGCUCCGGCAUGACCUGGAGCGAGCCCGGCUGCUGAUUGAGUUGAUUCGGAAGAGAGAGAAACUCAAGCGGGAGCAGAUCAAGGUCCAGCAGGCUGCCAUGGAGCUAGAGCUGAUGCCAUUCAAUGUUUUGCUGAGGACAACACUGGACUUGCUGCAGGAGAAGGAUCCUGCACACAUCUUCGCUGAACCUGUCAACCUGAGUGAGGUUCCAGAUUACCUGGAAUUCAUAUCCAAGCCAAUGGAUUUUUCUACUAUGAGGAGGAAGCUGGAGUCCCAUCUGUACUGCACCUUGGAGGAGUUUGAGGAGGACUUUAACCUUAUAGUUACCAACUGCAUGAAGUAUAAUGCUAAAGACACAAUUUUCCACCGAGCAGCUGUCCGCCUGCGGGACCUGGGAGGGGCCAUCCUGCGGCACGCCCGGCGGCAGGCAGAGAACAUCGGCUAUGACCCCGAGAGGGGCACCCACCUGCCCGAGUCACCCAAAUUGGAGGACUUUUACCGCUUCUCCUGGGAAGAUGGUGAGAAGCCUGGGUGGGUGGAGAGGAGAGGGGCCAGAAAGAGGCACAAGGACAGAGCCCAGAGUGCCAGAAAUCCGGUGGACAACAUCCUCAUCCCAGAGAACCGGGCCCAUUUGUCCCCAGAGGUGCAGCUGAAGGAGCUGCUGGAGAAACUGGACCUGGUGAGUGCCAUGAGGUCCAGUGGGGCCCGGACUCGCCGUGUCCGCAUGCUGCGCCGGGAGAUCAAUGCUCUUCGGCAGAAGCUGGCCCAGCCGCUGCCACCACAGCCACUCUCAGUGAACAAGACUGUGUCCAAUGGAGAGCUGCCAGCAGGGCUUCAGGGGGAUGCGGCUGUGCUCGAUCAGGCCCCACAGGAGGAGCCAGAAGAUGAUGGGGACAGAGAUGACUCCAAACUGCCUCCCCCACCAACCCUGGAGCCCACUGGGCCUGCACCUUCCUUGUCUGAGCAAGAAUCCCCUCCAGAUCCCCCCACUCUAAAACCAAUCAAUGAUAGCAAAACUCCAAGCCGAUUCCUAAAACCCAGAAAGGUGGAAGAAGAUGAGCUUUUGGAAAAGUCACCUCUGCAGCUAGGGAACGAGCCCUUGCAACACCUGUUCAGUGACAGUGGCAUCAACAGAUUGUCCCUCCUGGCCUCCGAUACCCCGGCCGGUGCCCCACUCAGUAGUGUGGGCCGCCGCACCUCAGUCCUCUUCAAGAAGGCCAAGAAUGGGGUUAAGCUGCAGAGGAGCCCAGAUGGGGCUCUGGAGAAUGGUGAGGACCAUGGUGCAGUGGGCUCUCCCGCCUCUCCUGCCAGCAUCGAGGAUGAGCAGCACUCCCGGAAGCGGCCAAGGAGCAGGAGCUGUAGUGAGAGUGAAGGGGAGAGGUCCCCGCAGCAGGAGGAAGAAACAGGAGUAACCAACGGCUUUGGAAAACACACCGAAAGCGGGUCUGACUCGGAAUGUAGUUUGGGUCUCAGUGGUGGAUUGGCAUUCGAAGCUUGCAGUGGUCUGAUGCCCCCCAAACGCAGCCGUGGGAAACCAGCCCUGUCUCGAGUGCCCUUCCUAGAAGGGGUGAACGGAGACUCUGACUACAGUGGCUCAGGCAGAAGCCUCCUGAUGCCCUUUGAAGAUCGUGGAGACCUGGAGCCCCUGGAGCUGGUGUGGGCCAAGUGCCGAGGCUAUCCCUCCUACCCUGCCUUGAUCAUCGAUCCCAAGAUGCCCCGGGAGGGCCUCCUGCACAAUGGCGUCCCCAUCCCUGUCCCCCCUCUGGAUGUGCUGAAGCUGGGAGAGCAGAAACAGGCCGAGGCUGGAGAGAAGCUCUUCCUUGUCCUCUUUUUUGACAACAAGCGCACCUGGCAGUGGCUUCCGCGGGACAAGGUCCUGCCCCUGGGCGUGGAAGAUACCGUGGACAAGCUCAAGAUGCUGGAAGGUCGCAAGACUAGCAUCCGCAAGUCGGUGCAGGUGGCCUAUGACCGAGCAAUGAUCCACCUGAGCCGUGUCCGGGGGCCCCACUCCUUUGUCACCUCCAGCUACCUGUAAGGUGGGGCUGGCCUGUGUCCGCCUGCCCUGCCUCCAUCCCCAGGGCACAGAGAGCUUCUCUGUGCGGCAGCUUUCCCUUCCUUUUAUAGCAGGCCAGGGACUGACUGGGCUGAGCCCUUUCCGAGGGCACGGCCCCAGUUUGGACGAACUGGAUGGUUCCCCUGGCGGGCUGCUGUGUGCCAAAAACUCCCAUCUGAGCUCCCUCAGGGGCUGGUCCACUGAAGAACCAGUGAGAAGUCGAAAUAGCUGUGAGGCCCAGCAAGGAGAUGGUCCUGGGCUCUUUCUCAAGGGUGUGCCUAGCCCCCUCCACCUCCUGGUUAACUACACCUCAGGGCGAGUGAGGCUCUGACAUCAACCGCAGAGGUGCUGUGGAUACACUAGGGUCCCACGGGGAAUCUCACUGAGUUUACCCGUUCUCUCCAUCCAUCACCCACUCUCACACCUCCUCCCCGUCCCAUCUUCUGCACCUCUGCCCAGUCUUUCCCAUGUUCCUUUCCCUGCUUUUUCUUGUGCCAAACUGACAGAAACCAUCACCAGAUCAGUUUUUUUGUUUUUGUUUCAUUUCCCUUGAGGCCAGCUGCUAUGCCAGGUGGGUGCCUCCCCCUGGCUCCUCAGGGCCCAGAACAGAGGCCAGCCUACCACUUGGGUGACCCCGCCACCAGCACACCCCCAUCCCCUUGCUCUUCCUCCUCCCGCUGACCUUCACGUCCGCAGAUGCCCAGCGGAAACCAGGCUGUGAGAGCUUGCCCCCUUGGAUUGAGGCAGCUGCCCUCCUGCCCUCUUCCUGUCUCGCCAAGAGGCAGGCCGAGGCUGGGUGGGCUCCGGCAGGCCGGGCUGGAUGAGUGAGUGUGUCUGCCCGCUUGGAUGUUGAGGGUUGUUGGGGUGGAGCUGGGUCUGUCCCUUCAUUCUUUUCCGCCCCUCGUGGGCUCUUCCGUCCCUGCAGCUGCAGCCUGUGGUCCCCUGCCCACCACCGUGGACGGCGCGGUGCCUGCAGUCCAGCCUCUCCCUGCCCUGUGCUCUGUCCCGCGCAGCCUCUGCUGCUCUGCUUCUCAGCUCCAGGGAAGCCCGCGCUUUUACUUCUGACCCUCUGUUCCCUGCCCUCUCUUUCCUUAGCCCCCUCCACACCAUCACCUUCUCAAAAACGGAAGGAAAAAAAACUGUGAAACGGGGACUGCUGACUGAUAAACCACGACUUUCAGAGGCUUCGGAGUCUGUUCUCUGGAUGUUUCUUUUCACCUCUUAAGCACCAAAGUCGCAGGGCCAGGUUGCAGGCCACUGAUUGCCAUGUUGAUUUUUAACCUGAUGUUCUUUUUAAUUGUUUUAAAUUUUUCAUAGAGGAGUUUAGGACAAAAUGAAGUCACUGGGGAGAUCACUGCCACUUUUACACAUACAAGUUUUU
Molecule: messenger RNA, 5354 nt
Organism: Phyllostomus discolor (pale spear-nosed bat)
Lineage: Eukaryota; Metazoa; Chordata; Mammalia; Chiroptera; Phyllostomidae
Gene: BRPF3
Product: bromodomain and PHD finger containing 3
Exons: 13
Coding region: 257-3955 (1232 amino acids)
Biological process (GO): regulation of transcription by RNA polymerase II
Cellular component (GO): MOZ/MORF histone acetyltransferase complex
Molecular function (GO): protein binding
Source: RefSeq, a predicted model, not a curated record